ACUUUUUGUGUUUACAGUAAAAUUACGAAGUACCUAUUUUUAGAAUCAAAAAUUCAUUCUUGAGCAUUGUACAUAGAAGUACUAAGUAGCAUCUACAACUACUAACUAGUAAUGUCAGUUUUUAAACAAAGAUAGCGUUGCGUUACCGUGAUUGUUUUCGACAUCCUACAAACCCCCAGUCGAAGGGUCAAGUCAACCUGUGCAGUAUUGAGUAUACAACUUCACCAUUUGGGAGUCUCAUGACGUUUUAUCAGCGAAUUAAAUCAUUAAUUAACCAUCAACGGAGUCUACUUAUUGCUUGAACAUUAUUUAUCGUCAUACCCAGUUUCCUUUCUAAGAUGUUUAAAUUCAGUAUGUCUAGCAAACACACUACUAAUAGCCAAACUGAUAAGGACCUUAAGGAAGAAGGUAAUCGCUUAUUCAGUUACAAACAGUAUGAAAAGGCUAUUGAAUGUUACAAUAAAGCAAUUAUUAAGAACCCUGUUAUUCCCAUAUACUUUACAAAUAGAGCUUUAUGUUUCUUGAAAUUAAAACAAUGGGACAAAGCAUGUACAGAUUGUCGACGUGCUUUGGAAAUGGACUUUAGUUUCAUAAAAGGUUGUUUUUUUUUGGGUAUUGCGCUUAUUGAGUUGGGAAGUUAUGAUGAAGCAAUAAAACAAUUACAAAGAGCACAUAAUUUAACAAAAGAAAAAAAAGUCAACUAUGGUGAUGAUAUAACAAGUCAACUUAGAAGAGCUCGCAGACUGAAAUGGGAGAAACAAGAAGAAGUGAGACAGAAUCAAGAAAUAGAACUUUUGUCAUAUUUGACGAAACUAAUGGAUGAUGAUGUGGCUCGUAGAGUUAGUGAAAUUAAAAAACCAUCAGAUAAUGAAACCGAAAUAGAAGAUUAUGAUAACGAUGUUAUGGAAAUUAAAAACCAAAGUGAGAGAUAUGCUGCUGAACUACAUACCAUAUUUUCCAAGAAUGAUGACAGACGAAAGAAACGCGAAGUACCAGACUAUUUGUGUGGUAAUAUAAGUUAUGAUAUUUUACGAGAUCCUGUCAUCACUCCAAGUGGCAUAACUUAUGACCGCAAAGAUCUAGAAGAACACUUAAUGAAAGUUGGACAUUUUGACCCAGUUUCACGCCAGCAUUUAACUGUUGAUCAACUUAUUCCAAAUUUGGCUUUAAAAGAAGCAGUCGAAGCAUUUGUAAUGGAAAAUGAAUGGGUAAAUUAUUAUUGCACCUUGUAAGCCAAGUAUUUUAAAAGUUGUAUUAAAUAAAGUAUACAUUUGAUCUUAAUAACUUCUUAAACUUUCAAAUAAUUAUCAAUAGUAAUUUCCUGUAUUAGAAUAUGUGUACUAUUUGUGGUUAUUAUUAUUCUAGUUAUAUUUCAAAUCAUAAAAAAAAUUUAAAAAGUUGAUUAUUCAACUUGUUUGUAGCCAUCAACAAAUAAUUAAUAAAAUGGUGUUAUAUC
Messenger RNA from Melanaphis sacchari, 1456 nucleotides. RefSeq names its product STIP1 homology and U box-containing protein 1 (gene STUB1). NCBI's taxonomy places the organism in Eukaryota, Metazoa, Arthropoda, Insecta, Hemiptera, Aphididae. The transcript is spliced from 10 exons. Gene Ontology annotation, cellular component: cytoplasm; Z disc. Gene Ontology annotation, molecular function: ubiquitin protein ligase activity; protein-folding chaperone binding. Gene Ontology annotation, biological process: proteasome-mediated ubiquitin-dependent protein catabolic process; cellular response to misfolded protein; protein quality control for misfolded or incompletely synthesized proteins. The coding region runs from base 339 to 1232 and encodes 297 amino acids. The record is from RefSeq and is a predicted model, not a curated record.